This is a messenger RNA of Aplysia californica (California sea hare), 495 nucleotides long. RefSeq lists its product as uncharacterized. The transcript has a single exon. Gene Ontology annotation, molecular function: nucleic acid binding; zinc ion binding. The record is from RefSeq and is a predicted model, not a curated record. Bases 1 to 495 code for a protein of 164 amino acids. Lineage: Eukaryota; Metazoa; Mollusca; Gastropoda; Aplysiida; Aplysiidae.
AUGGUACAAGUCAGUUCAAGCAUAGAAUCAGGCAAACUGUUGGCCUGCACCUCGUUUGGUGGCAUCUCUGUAUGUGUUCAGCCACACAGAAGUCUGAACACAUCCAAGGGUGUCAUCAAAAGCCGGGAGCUCUGCGGCUGUACGGAAGAAGAGAUGGUUCAGGAGGUCGAUGGAAUUGUCCACGCUCGUCGUAUCAAAAUCCGGCGGGAUGGCAAGGAAAUCUGGACAAACACGUGGAUCCUUACCUUCAACACACCCACAUCACCAACAAAAUUAGACAUCGCAUACUUACAACUCGAAGUUAGACCAUAUAUACCGAAACCGAUGCGUUGUUUCAACUGUCAGCGCUUCGGACACACACAGCUGCGCUGUCGUGGUGCAGUGUGUCCUCGCUGCGGCAAGGAAGGACACUCUGAGGAGACCUGCUCUGCAGAUCCCUGGUGUCCAAAUUGUCGACGGAGUGUCCGAAGUGGUGUCAGGAGAAAGCCAUCCUAA